CACGCAGUGCACCCUGGGAAGGUGCCGGAUAAACACAACAUGGCGACCGUGAGUAGGAGGAGGAUCCAGGACAGCACAUCACUUUAGCCUCUAAAUCCACCAAAACAGCCCAGGGACAGCGGAAAUCCAACUUCCAACACAGAUAGACAAUGCCAGCUUGAUGCCCAGCACAUUUCCUGCAUACAAGCGACCAUCACAGUAGAAUGGCAGCGAGCGGUAAACUACUGGAGCUUGCCCAGCACCUGAAACAGGAGCGGCUGUUUGUCUCGGCGGAGAAAGACUCCCUUCAGCGAAUCCACAAGGAGGUCAUCACCGCAGCGGAGAGUCUGUACCACGCCUCCUGGAUCGUGAAACAACAACGUGCCAACGUGGAGAGUCUGAUCCUGUCCAGUCACUCCCAGCAUGGCACCCCGGCGGAGUACUGCCACAAGGCCAACUCCCUGGACAAUGUCAAGUUUAUAGACGGGUACAAGAUCCUGGGGUACCAGGACACCUUGUAUGGGGACUUCAUGAAGGCACUGAGGGAGUGUCCCCAGCUGGUGGCACAGACACUGGUGUGUGGGGAGAAACUCAGCCUGGAAACAACACAGGGCAUCAUUCAGGUGAUUGUAUCUGCCAUCUAUGGAGGCUGUAUCAUGCCUGAGGAUGAGCAUUACGUCCUGCAGAUACUCCACUCCCUCAUCGAGCUGCAGCUAGCAACAAACAACGAUCCUCGCCGGCUCCUGCGCCGCGGCUCCUGUGCCUUCAGUACCGUCUUCAAACUCUUCUCCGAGUCCGUGUACACCGCCAAGCUCUUCCUGACCGCCGCCCUGCACGAGCCAAUCAUGUCCUGCCUUGCCGAGGACGACUACUUCCUAGAAACCAACGUGGACGCGGCGUUGGAGAGAUUCUCUCCCUCGGAGAUCAAGCGACGGUUCGGGGACCGUGGAACGCCCCAGUUCAAGCAGAAGCUGCAGGACCACAUGGAGCAGCUGAGCAGCCAGCUUGUGAACCUGUGUAACAAGUUCAUCUCCAGCAUUAAAGCCAACAUGUACUGUUUCCCCCAGAGUUUGUGCUGGAUUGUGUCCCAGCUGCACAAGCACAUGAACAGGGUGGGGACGGUGGAGGAGGGAGAUAUCCGGGCCAUGUGUGCGGACCUGUUGUUGUCGUCCUUCAUCUGUCCGGCCAUCAUGAAUCCCGAGCCAUACGGGAUCAUCUGGGACGUGCCAAUUAGUGAAGCUGCUCGCUUCAAUUUGAUGCAGAUCGCCCAGAUCCUACAGGUGCUGACCCUGUCUGCUCCAGAGAAUGCAGAAUCAAAGAUGCAACCACUCUAUUCUAGGUUUGACAAUGGCUGCAUGUCCACCUUCCUGGAUGCUGUAAUUGACAGGUCAUGUGACGACACCCCGCCCCCUGCACCCUCCCAGCUCUCGGGGUUAGGGAGAAGUGCUGUGUUGAUCACAGAAACUGAGCUUUACUGCCUGGUGUCCUUCCUGCGAGACCUUAAGGCUACAGGAGGAGAACCACUGGACACCAAACAGCUGGACACCAUCCUGUCCAACGUGCCCAUCUCCACACCCCCGUCCACAGGCCCCGCAGUGGGGACCGGCAGCGCUAACGUCACCCCUACCCCCACCCCUGUCACAUCCCCUCCCAACACACCCAUGUCUGCAAAGAAAAACAUCCUCGGAAAGGUGAAAGGCGUGAAGGCUCGCCUGCCAGGCACCAAUGCAAACGACUCGUCGGAGGCAGACACCACAGGUGCCCCCUCAGAAACUGCCAUGACCCCUCCUCCUGAAGAGGUCCUCAUCAUCUCACUCAGCAAUGCUUCCAACGAGUGUCCAGGGAUGUUACCUGAAUCCAAGGUUCUUGGAUCAACUGUUCACCAUGUGACCAUUGCUGGGGGCGAUGCCUACGAUGAUGGUGGGAAAGACUCAGACAGACAGUCGGACAAGCUUACUGGUAUCUCCAUAAGUGCCCACAAUAGUGAUGUGAUGGAGGCAACAUCAGAAGGUGGCCCCUCCACCAGAAACUCUGUGUACUCCCUGGAGAGCGACCACGGGCCGGAGCCCAUGGGCCGCGACCCCAGCGAACGGAACGCCCUGGACUUCUUGGAGAAGGAGCAGAGAACGACGAAGGACAACAUCGACGAGAAGCUGCGUAAGUUUGAGAUCAUCCGUGACAUGGGGAUGGCCACCACGGAGGAGAGGGACCCGUGUGAGACCUACAGCACGUUUAGCGAGACCUGGAGCACGGACGUUCUACCCAGCGAUGCUUCGGAGCCACCGCCGGAGGGAAACCCUCUGGAGAGGUUACAAGAAAUCUCAGGUGCAGGUGCCGAGGGUGGAGCGUCCCACCUGGACAGCCUACCUGAGAACCUGCUGGAGGUGGACAUCUCGGAGACCAACAGUGAGACCUGGAGUGUGGACGUGCUUGCCAGCGACUCGGAACCCCCCGAACAGAAGAUGGAAGAGAGACUGUGUGAGGUGGAGGUGGGGCUCAGUGAGUCUGGUAGUGUAGAAGACAUCUUAGAAGCAGAGAAAAAUGAGGAGGCCGCCGGAGGGGUUGACGGAGAGCCUCGAUCCAGAACUAGCACCCCGUACACUGACAGUGAGAACCCUCCGAGAACCUCGGAGGACCAAGUCUCUGACAAGAGCUCAGAGAAGAGUUUUGACAAAAGCUGCAGCCCCUUUCCGGAGGAUUGUCCCAAAGGGAGGGGGUCGCAGGAUUCAGAGGAGUUUCAAGAUGCAGUGGAGAGUUUUGAUGAGAGUAAGGAGAGGAGAGGACAUGCUCCUGCCCUGCACCCACCCCCGGAGAUGUGUCAGGACCCGUCCACGGGAGCGCGCUUCAAAAUCCGGCCCAUCGCUCUCCGCAACCCUGUCAACGGUCCCGUGGGGCCGGGCAAACAGCGACAUGUACCCGACAUCAUAAAAGACUUUGAAGGAGCCCCAUCACAUGCCAAGGAGGCUCUUGGGGCCAGGCUGUCCAACUCCUUAAAGGAUAUCCAAGAAAGUUCAGUUGCAACGGGUUUUGAAACAUUUGACAAAAGAAACUCCUUACUUGACGAUUUUGACCCAUUUGCUCCCACUCCCAGUGACGACGCCCCAGCCACAACCCCCGCAGACAGUCUACGCGAUUCGGUUUUCAGUUCCAUGUCGUCUUUGUCACCCCUGUCACCCUCCAAAUCGGAGGAGAAUCUUCUUAGUCUAACUGCUUCCUAUGCCCAAGUCAGGCACACAUCAAGUUCAGACUCUCCAACAAAGCUUAGAAGAAGUCAAACAAGUUCUUCCUACAGUGGAGACCUGAAUAAUACUGUGCACAGUCCAGACUUUGACAAGCCGCUCAUACAGAUUGACGACAACGAGGGCUUCAGCACCAUCAAGAGAAGACCAAAACGAGAAAAGACAAAAGUAGUGGACAUUGUGACAGAAAAUAACGUGGGAGGACUGGGAAAGGCUUCCUCGUUUGACGACCAACUUUUGCAGCAAGGGUCGGAGUCGCCCGGUCCACAUCAUCCCAUCGAGCGUCCGCUAGAGCCGUUGUUUACGAAGACAAGAGCAGAAAGAGCGACGAGUAGUCCCGGCGCUGAAGGUCACACCAGCAGGAUGGGUACAUCGCUAGCGGUCAGCGGCGGCUAUAACGACAGGUCAAACAUAUCCAAGUCCAUCAGUUUCGACAGCUCCCUGACUGUAGUGGACAGGGAAGAAAAGAAGCAUACAGGCCGAGGUCUCUCUGGUAGCUUAUCUAAGGAAGGAAAGAGCUCAGAAAGAGGUAGAUCGUGGUGGAAGAAGAAAGUAGCCAUUUUCAAAGUAAUAGGCCCAAGGGGAAGCAGGAAGAAAGUGUCAGAAACGGACCGUGAUGAACAGUCAUCGUCUCCGAGCCCAGGUUUUAUUCCCACAGUGGAUGAGACUACAGAGCCACAGGUGACCUCUGAUGACAUCUUGAACAAGUACCGUACCAUGAACAAAGAUCUGUCUGCUGGCGAUUCAGAAACCACACAGACAGAUCACACCCCAGACACAACAGAAGAUAUCCUUGAUAAAUACCGAGCCCUUCCCAGUGAGGAGUCCUUCAGUAUCAGUUCCUCCCCUCAUGACAACAUUGAUGACCUGUCAUCCAAACGCAGCUCUAUGGGUGAAGACCAGAUGGUCCCCACCACGCCCACAGACACGCCCAUGGAGACGUCCUACUCCUUCCAGGACGCCAAGCGGAAGCUGCGCCUGGUCCUCGGGGCGGCCGACUCUUCCACGCUGCCCUGGCUCGCCAACUUCGUGUACAUCCGCGCCAACAGGAUGAGUUUCAUCGCUGAUGUGUACUGUUGUGGGGAUGGCACCAUCAUGAAGGAGAAUGAGCUGACUGCAUUUCUGAAGGCCCAGCUGUCUGAAGCCAUUAACCUCCAAGACAAGUCCCUCAUCGCACAGCUGCAUGAGACACUGAGAUGUGUGCAGCAGUUUGAUGAUACUGGGUGUAAGAAGCUGCUGACGUCCCUCCUGAGUGACUACAGAAGCCGUGCCCCGUACAUCUCCUACCUGGUGCGCUGCAGACAGGGUCUGCUGUUCACUCAGGCUCACCUGGAGAGGCUACUGGACAGGAUAGAGAAGGACCGCAUGGUGUGCCACAAGUACUUCACCUCGGUGUGCGUGCGCCUGUUCCUACAGCAGAAGGAACAGGACAUCCAGACCUUCCACCAGCGCUUCUGCGAGCUCACCGCCUCCGACGAGAAAACUGACCUGGUGGAGGAGUUCCUGCAUCAGCUGGGCGUGGCCAUGUCCCAUGAUGCCAUGUGGCAAGUUGCCACCCCCACCCAGCUAGAGGAUGGAAACUUGGCGGUGGAGCGAAGCAUCAUGAGUCGUAUCUAUACUCACGCUCUGUAUCCUAAUGGGGAUGGGGACAUCAUGAGAGACCAACUGUUCUAUGACCACAUCCUGAGGCUACAGAAGGUGGUGACAGCCAGCCACAAGGCCCUGCAGGUCCCAGAGAUGUACCGCCGGGAGGCCCCCUGGCCCUCCGCACAGAAGGAAAUACUCACCAUCAAUGCUUACAAGACACCAAACGACAAGCUGCGGGUGGUUGUGCGAUGUUCUAACAUCAUCAUGAACCUGCUGAAGAUGGCCAAUGAAAACUCGGUCCCCGGUGCUGAUGACUUCACCCCAGUUCUGGUCUAUGUGCUGCUCAUGGCCAACCCUCCAAGCCUGUUGUCGACCAUCCAGUAUGUGAACAGUUUCUAUGGCUCACGUCUGGGAGGGGAGGAGUCCUACUGGUGGAUGCAAUUUAGUGCAGCUGUGGAAUUCAUCAAGACCAUUGAUGACAGGAAGUGAUGUCAUCCAACAGGAAGUGAUGUCAUCCAACAGGAAGCGAUGUCAUCCAAGGAACAGGCAGACUGUUGAAGUGUCAAGGAUGAAUUGGGAAGAAGUAUAGGGAGGAUUGUGUAAAAAGUUUGUGCAAAGUUACUUUACAGUGUACAAUUCAAACACAUUUUUUUUUUGUACCUCCUGUGCAAUUUUUAUGUACAUUUGUAGUUUUUACCUCCAUAAAAAUGAAGGUAUUGCUCUUCCUAAUCCAUCCAUAACAAAGCAGUACCACCAAGUUAUAGUGUAAUGGAAAUGAUGUCACAUGAUGGAGCUGAUUCUGAAAUGUAGGGGUUUAGGAUAUACAUGUUCCACAUGGGUAUUGGAAAGCACAUGUUAUAUCAAAAGUACCCAAAACCUAUGUGUAUUGUGUUAUAUACACAGUUACUGUACUGUAUAGGUAAGGUUUGCAGACUUUUGACAGAUUUUAGAACAGCCCUCUGCAAUACAGUACUAGCAAGAAAUCAACCUGCUUUCUGUAGGAUUAUUACAUAGGGAAUUGUGAUGAGUUGGAAGUGAGUGAUGUGUGUUUGUACAAGGUAUUCUGGUGCUGCUAUCAAAUUUCUAUGGUCAGUAGCAAUGGUGAGAAAUGUGAAGUAAAAAGUAGGACGUAAGCAGUGAAACCUUUACCUUAAUGUUUGAGACACUAAACAUUAAGGAUUCUCGUAAAUACAUUCUAGUUGGCUAUGCGGCUGAAGCAUACCUUAUAUACUGUUGAAAGCUCCAUGGUACACUAGUUAGUGUAGUGAUGCUUUAAUGUUAAACUGAUGCAAUAGGCAAUACUUAAAUCACUACAGAAGGCAAACAUGUAGCAAUCUGAAUCACACUGUGGCCUUUAACAGAUCCAUGCUUUAGUGUUUAGUGCCGCUCUGAAUAGACAUCCAGUGAAAGACCAUCAGAAAUGUGCAGAUUAUGGGAGAAAGGGAAGGAAAAGUGACUACCGGUAAUAUCAGAAACAUCUCAAAUGUUGUUAAUUGGCUGUGCA
This is a messenger RNA of Branchiostoma floridae (Florida lancelet), 6309 nucleotides long. RefSeq names its product GTPase-activating protein and VPS9 domain-containing protein 1-like. Gene Ontology annotation, molecular function: small GTPase binding; guanyl-nucleotide exchange factor activity. The transcript is spliced from 26 exons. Bases 204 to 5294 code for a protein of 1696 amino acids. Gene Ontology annotation, cellular component: cytosol; endocytic vesicle. The record is from RefSeq and is a predicted model, not a curated record. Lineage: Eukaryota; Metazoa; Chordata; Leptocardii; Amphioxiformes; Branchiostomatidae. Gene Ontology annotation, biological process: vesicle-mediated transport; regulation of GTPase activity.